UUAGUUGUUUAAAUUGUAUUUCAUUUAUAAAUGUUUAUAACUUCCAAGUUCACAACGAAUUUUUUUCGUCUGUUUGUUUUUAGUGUACAAUAUUAAUUAUUAUUGAUAAUUUUUUUUUAAACAAAUGUUGUAGUAACUAUAUACCAUCUUUAAUUUUAUCACCAUGUCCAUAUUAGCUCUUAACGAAAGUAUUGUGGGCAAAAGCUUUGAAUACUGGAAAAAUUUAUAUGACCAAGGAAUUAUUGAUCGCCAUGCAAUUCAUCUACGAUUUAACCAUUUAAAAUAUGCCCUUAAUCACAACUUGAUUACCAAUGAUGAAUAUAAUUUACACCACUUAGACAUAACUGACCAGUAUAAUCCAUCAUAUACGGAUUAUAAGCCAUGUUCAUUAAUGAAUUUUUGUAAAGUGUUAAAGACACAUCAUUUAAUGGAUAACAUUAAAAUGAAUAAAUCAUUAAUAACCAAUAAACAUUCUAAAGAAUUAAUUAGCCAGGUACAAAAAUGUAUAGUAAAUGCAUCUGAAAAUAACAACCAGCAAACUGGAGUAUUAGGUAAUGUACAUGAAUAUUAUCUCACRAAAAAACAAAAAAGUAAUGAUGUAACUGAAAUACCAAAAAAGUCUAAAAAAAAACGUAAAAGAAAGAAAAAAUGUAAUAAUAAUGAUUUUAAAAGUAUAGAGCACACCAGUACACCAACAACUUUGGUAACCGACAAUUUUAAUCAUGAAUGUGAUGAGAAAAUGAGAAAUUCUAUUAUUAAACCGAAAAAUACAGUAGAAAUAUUCAUUCGUCAAAUAAACAACAAAGACAAGAACCAGAUUACCAAAAAAGAAUCAUUUGUUUCAAGUCAAAGAUCUGUUAGAGAUAUGUUCAGUAAAAUGUUAAAAAAAAUUAAAAAGGAAAGAAUACAACUGCAAUGUUAAUUUURUAAUAAAUAAUAUUUUUUAUCGUUUUUAAAUUUAAGCACAGGAUCAAUGGAUGGCCUCUUUACUCAAGCCCUGUCCAAACUGAUGUAAAUAAUUGUAAUUUAAUUUAACUUAUUGUUUGUUAUUUUAUCUUUUUUUUUAUAAUUCUUAAAUC
Molecule: messenger RNA, 1079 nt
Organism: Diuraphis noxia (Russian wheat aphid)
Lineage: Eukaryota; Metazoa; Arthropoda; Insecta; Hemiptera; Aphididae
Source: RefSeq, a predicted model, not a curated record